AUGAACGCCCGUUUCCUCCGUCCCUUUGCCAGGGCUGCCUUCCGCGCCCCCACGGCUGUCCGCCCGGCCGCCAUGGCACGCCCUGCUCUCGUCGCCAGCCAGACCAAGAAGACCGAGGUCAGCCCACAGCAGAUGACGGUCCUCAAGUCUGCUAUGCCCCAGCUCAUCCCCUUCUUCUUCGUCAACGAGACUACCGUGGCCUUUAUCCUCCUGCCAUCGCUCAUCUACGUCUUCUCCAAGUACAUCCUGCCCCAGCGCGUGCGCCUGUUCGCUGCCCGCCUCUUCAUCAGCAAGUUGUAA
Molecule: messenger RNA, 300 nt
Organism: Bipolaris zeicola 26-R-13
Lineage: Eukaryota; Fungi; Ascomycota; Dothideomycetes; Pleosporales; Pleosporaceae
Exons: 2
Coding region: 1-300 (99 amino acids)
Biological process (GO): proton motive force-driven ATP synthesis
Molecular function (GO): proton transmembrane transporter activity
Source: RefSeq, a predicted model, not a curated record